Molecule: messenger RNA, 1308 nt
Organism: Aureobasidium uvarum
Lineage: Eukaryota; Fungi; Ascomycota; Dothideomycetes; Dothideales; Saccotheciaceae
Source: the annotation of a GenBank genome assembly
AUGGAUCAAGAACCCGGCCGCCCUGUCCCGCGUGGUCAUGCGAGGACUAAAAGCAACACGUCUGUUGGCAGCAACAACCCGAAUAGACCGAGACAGACCAGAUCCAAGAGCAGCAAGAAACUCGACUCGAUCUAUUCCGAUGAGGCUACUGUCGCCUUCAUCAAACGCACCUUGUGCGCUCAGCAACUCACAGGCCCGGAAGGUAGCCGAGCACGAAACAUUUCAAAGCCUUUGUCUGAAUCACUGCCACCUUUGACCACUUCUAAUCAAGUCGACCUCCAACUUUAUGCUCUCAUCUCUAUAAUUAUCAAGGACUUUGUACAGGCUUGGUACUCGAGAAUCACCCCAGACCAGGAGUUCACCGACCAGGUCGUCCACAUCAUCGCUCACUGCACACGCGCUCUUGAGCAACGAAUAAGAGCCGUCGACCUGGAAGCCUUGGUACUCGAUGAGCUCCCCGAAUUGAUCGACGUCCAUGUUGCAGCCUAUCGCACUGCAUACAGCGCUUCCUACACUUCCUCACUCGUAGCAAACCCGAGAGACAUCUAUCACGCCAUCAAUCCUCACCCUGCCCUCUCUCCAGUGCCGUUCGAGCCCGGAUCUCUCGCAUCGUUAGAUCAGGCUGAGAAUGAAGCUGCAUGGCGCCAGUUGCUUGUUCAAGGACUAUUGUCUCAUCUGCUCCCGCCAGAAGAUCUAAAUAAUCCACCGCUAAAAGUGUUGGUCACUGAGAUAUUCUCCGAGUUGAUCAUUGGGCGUGGAGUUUGCGGCAAUAUUUGCGAAGGCUGGUUCCUCUGGGAUCUUGUUUCCAAGCUGCUUGCCAUCCUUCGUCCUCCUGAACCCGAUGUACACCAGGAACCACCUAUCAGUCCGAAUCGCCUCGAGAAAUUUGGACUCCUUGCAGAUGACAGUGAUGAUGCUGAAGAGCCACCCGCUGUUACGAGUCGAAGCCCAAUGGAUACCUUGUCCGGUGUAUGCUUGCAGGUCAUGCAAUACGCCUUCCUUGCCUUCAUAUCGAUACGCGCGUUCUUCACAGCUCUGUCAGAUGCCGCAUCUCUGCCUCCAAGGGCGAACAGUAGAGAAGGCUCAACGCAUGCCGAAUUAGACGACAGUGGCUCAUUAUGGCAGCAAUCAACACACAACAGUACCAAGAGACCAAUCCUAGGAAUGUCUUUAUGGAGUUGCUGCUCGCAUCUGCUUUCUUUGGACUUGCAGAUGCCUUGGCUCACCACUCUGGGUGCAUACAUACAGUGGCUGUUGGUCUGCAGCUCGUGGAAGGUGGGUGACACAGACAGCAGAUUGGACAGGUGA